AUGGAUGAUGGUGAGAUGGGAGGAUGGACAGACGAAAGGAUGAAUAAAGUGGCCUUGGUAAUUGCAGUGACUGCCUCGGUAUUCAUUCAAAGCAUCAUCAAAGCAGCAGCUGACAGAGACACAUGUUUUAUGGUGCGGUGUAUUGUGAUGUUUGGAUUAUGGUUUAGUACCUUGGAGAGGUUCCUUGAAGUCCAUGUUAUGCCCCGGCCGAAGCAGCUUUUAUGUGAGGUGAAGUUCGGAGUGGUAGUUGCAGACAAUACCCAGAUUGCCAGGACUGACCUCCCUCCCGAGACGUUCCCUUCUCAGUCGCUGUUUAAUGAUAUCGGGGCGUGCAACCUCCGAGCUUCCGGGAACACGGAGACUAAGGAGAUGGCUUACCGGUACAUUGACCACCAAGCCUAUGCCACAAGUUGCUCUUACAUGUACGACCGACCACAUGCGACGAUCAGCAGCCGAAGACAAAGAUUUCUGGAUCAUCUCGACUGA
Sodiomyces alkalinus F11 is the source of this 486-nucleotide messenger RNA. RefSeq lists its product as hypothetical. The transcript is spliced from 9 exons. The record is from RefSeq and is a predicted model, not a curated record. Bases 1 to 486 code for a protein of 161 amino acids. NCBI's taxonomy places the organism in Eukaryota, Fungi, Ascomycota, Sordariomycetes, Glomerellales, Plectosphaerellaceae.